Messenger RNA from Crotalus tigris (Tiger rattlesnake), 6651 nucleotides. RefSeq names its product zinc finger protein 25-like. Lineage: Eukaryota; Metazoa; Chordata; Lepidosauria; Squamata; Viperidae. Gene Ontology annotation, biological process: regulation of transcription by RNA polymerase II. Gene Ontology annotation, molecular function: RNA polymerase II cis-regulatory region sequence-specific DNA binding; DNA-binding transcription factor activity, RNA polymerase II-specific. The transcript has 6 exons. The record is from RefSeq and is a predicted model, not a curated record. Gene Ontology annotation, cellular component: nucleus. The coding region runs from base 669 to 2660 and encodes 663 amino acids.
CCACAAUAAUAAUAAAGAAAAAGGGCCCGAGAGAGAGAGAGAGAGAGAGAGAGAGAGAGAGAGAGAGAGCCUCGCCCCGUCCGGCCGGAGAGAGGCGCGCAGGCGCGCGUCCGGACGGGGAAAUGGGGGAGGGAGGAAGGAGGAGAAAGAGGAGGCGCGUGACGUCAGCGCGUGAGGUCACCUCUGGCGCCCGAUGACGCGCCGCUGACGCGCCGCGCCUCCGCCACGGGGCCCGGACCGUCGCCGUUGUUGCUAUGGCGACCCCGCCCGCCGGGUCAAGGGGUCACGGCGCGGCCUGGGACUUUCAGGAAAGGCAAAAGUCAAAUCAACGGACCGAAAGCACACAAUUUAUCGCUCCAGGCUGGGAUUCAAAACGGCUCUCCAGUUCCCACAAAUGCAAAUUGGAGGGAUUCUCCAGCGUCUGAAUUUUGAUCCCGUGGAUCCCCGAGGAUGCUGCGACGGUCGCGGGGGUGGAAAAACGGUCCUCGGUUCCCAGCGGCGGCGCCCUGGUCGUCCCUGUGAGCAGUCGCGCGGCGGCGGCGGCGACGACGUCGUGAGUCGAGGCCCCGCAGGCUAAGACGAUUUGUCCGCCCUCGGAAAGUCCCCGUUCGCGUCUCUCCGCCGGGACGGUGAGCCGGGAGGGCGUGACUUGGCCGGCCGGCCGCCCGAUGGGUUUUGUAGUUCCUCCCUCCAGCAGGGGAACGCAGGUGUGUUUUUGUUUGUUUGUUUGUUGGUUGGUUUUCCCUCCGAAGCAGGUGACGUUUGAGCUGGUCGUCCUCGUCUUCCUCCCCAAGGAGCUCCCCCCCCCAAAAAAAAUCACAAAGGGGUCCCUGGAGGUUGUGAUGGAGAACUACGAGCUGGUCACUUCACUGGGCUAUCCGGUUCUCAAACCCGAUCUCCUGUCUCGGAUCGAGCGGGUCGGAGAGCAGUGCCUCGGGGACCAGCUGGAGUCGAGCCGAGGGAUCCCGACCGAUCCGUGUGCAGGCUACCGUUUCUUCAAACCCGAGAGCCUUUCGUGGAUCGAACGCUGGGAGGAACUCGGGGUGACCGACCGUCAGAAGCUGGAGGAAGGCAAGUUGUGCGCAGGCGCCUGCCAAGCCGCUGGACGCAGCAAAGCCAUCAAGGAAGAAGAGGGCGGCCAGAAGGGCUUUGUGGCCAGCUUGGAACGUUACCAGCUUUUCCCCGAGAGUUCCCGGGCGGGGCUCUUCCUAGCCCCCAAUGCCGGUCAACUGAGAACCCAGACCCGGGUCAAGAAAGAGGAAACGGCCUCCUGCGAGCCCAGUCUCGGCGGCCCCGGGCGCCCCUCCCAGGGCCUGGGCUCCGGCCCCUUCACCUGCGUGGUGUGCGGCAAGUGCUUCCGACAGAAGCAGGGGCUGAUCACCCACGGGCGCAUCCACACCGGCGAGAAGCCCUACCCCUGCCUGGAGUGCGGCAAGCGAUUCCGCCAGCGCCCCAACCUGCUGACCCACCAGCGGGUCCACACCGGCGAGCGCCCCUUCCCCUGCCUGCGCUGCGGCAAGCGCUUCAGCCAGAAGGCCAACCUGGCGGCCCACCAGCGCACCCACGCGGUGCAGGAGGGGCUGAUCGCUCCCGAGCCCAAGGUGCCGGCGCCGCGGGGCAGCCGCUCCACCGAGAAGCCCUUCCCCUGCAGCGUCUGCGGCAAGAGCUUCAGCCAGCGGCCAAACCUCAUCACCCACCAGCGCAUCCACACCGGCGAGAAGCCCUUCCCCUGCACCGAGUGCGGCAAGCGGUUCAACCAGCGGGCCAACCUCAUCACCCACCGGCGCAUCCACUCGGGGGAGCGCCCCUUCCCCUGCGCCACCUGCGGGCGUCGCUUUAGCCAGAAGGGCAACCUCGCGGCCCACCAGCGCACCCACUCCCAGCAGCGGCCCCACGCCUGCUCCUGCUGCCCCAAACGCUUCAAGGGCGAGUCGGCGCUGCGUGCGCACCAGCGUACCCAUCGGCAGGUGCUGGGCCCCGAUCCACUGACUAGCACUCUCCUGGCUGCCCCUGCCCUCCAACAAGCCCUCCCGGGGGACCCUGCGUCGGCCGCCCAGCGGGCCACGCCGGUCCCCCGCCCGGAUCUGCCUGGAGACCCCUCUCCCAGUGUCCACCGACCGGCCCCCUCCGGGCAACAUGGGGCCCCUCAUGGGCAGAGUCUUCCCGCGGACCCGGCCCCUGGCCCGCACACGGCCGGCCCCUCGGGGCACCUCCAAGGGGUGUCCCCCAACUCGGAGCAGGGCCCGAAGCUGAGCGCCCCGCCGGCCGUUCUGGAUCCCCACUUAGAGAUGCUGCAUUGCCAACGCCGGCUGGGCCUACCGAUGCUCCCCACCUCCAGCGCCCACUCGGGAAUGCCCAUGGGGCAGUCCCCUCCCGUCACCUCCAAGCCCAAGGGGUUGUCUGCCACCCCGCGGCCCACCGCCACCGUGGAAGCCCCGAGCGAGAUGCUCCACUGCCUCUGCCACGCCGGCAGAGCCUCGUUGGUCAUUCCGCACCCACCACAUCUGGGGCAGCUGCAGCCCAGCAACAGAGACGCCCCCGGCCGCGCCUGGCUGGGCCUCCCCUGCCCGACUCGCACCCUUCAGCUUCAGCAGAGCGGGCAGCCGCAUCCAGCCGCCCCUAACCCCAGACUAUGUUCGAUUCCCGAUUCUUUGCGGUAACUUCCCUGCGUUGUGCGAGCACAGAUUGGCUGGGGCUGGACUCCCCUCGGAUCCCCAACCCCCCGUGGGGCAGACCACGGGGUUUAUGCAUGUAUCCUGGACCGUGACGCCCCUGUCUGCCCCCUCCUGUUCUAGGGACACAAACUGAGCCUCUUUGGACCCGGCCAAGACUCUUUCCGUCUCAAGAGGCAACCCAUCCUUCCGGCAAGGGCACUCUCCCCCCCCCCCCAAAGUGGCACAUGGCCGGAGGACGCAAGCCGUGCCCACCUCCUUAUUUUACCCCCGCGCCCUUUGUAACUCCCUGGACGCCACUUGUCUACUCCCCAACAGCGGAAGGGAAGAACGAGAACUCGGCGGCAGUGCAAAGAGGGUGACCUUGCCCAUCCGUGUAGACGAAAACUUGACUGACGGCGGUACCCCCCUCCAUAAACCCUGGUUGUGGACCCGGGUACGGCUCCCCGUACACCCUUCAAAGAUGGGUCUGGUCUGGCUUGCCUCUGCCUGCCAUCACGGCUUUGCAAAGCCAUCUUGUAGACUCCGGAGAGCCCGUUGCUUUCCUCCAUGCGGGAAAAAUCGAAACAACUCGUUCGAGAAAUGGGACCAUCGGCAUCGCCGUUACGCAAACCGGAUGGUUGAACUCUUGCCAGCAAGCGAGUGCCGGCUUCGUGCCAAGGGGAACAGGCCUGCUGUCGGGCUCCCUGUAAAUCCAUCGGGGGUGAUUGACAGGACUUUUGGACUUUUCUGGGGAGGGAGGGAUUUGGGGAAAAAGACUUUGGGAAGGGAGACAGCUGGAUCCCCUGUCCUGCCUGGCACUCAACUCCGAGAGUUUUUGAAUCCCAAGCAAAGCCACGUUCUCCCUCCAGCUUAGCCCUGCAGGGGGGGGUACAAUGUGGGGCUGCCUUCGGGGUGUGUGUGUGUGUGUGUUCAAAGGCAGAAGGAACCACUACUCUCCUCCAGCCACUGGAUUAGCAAGGUCUGACGCUCGCAGAGGGCCCGACACCAAAGAGGUUGGAUUGUGCUGGGGCUGGAAGACAGAGGUGUGUGUGUGUGGGGGUCCUCGCACAAAAGGGGGUGGGCAGAACGAAGCAGAAGCACUUUAGAAUGACCCGUUGGCGCCUGGACUCCCCAACCACGGGGCACCCACGAGGCCGGGUCUCUGCCCUGGCACGGGACCGCCCGUCUUACUCUGCCGGAAGAACGUGUGUGUGUGUGUGUGUGAGAGAGAGGGGAUCUGUGCCUUAAGCUGGGGGGGGGCCUUCCUGGAAGGAAAGGGGAGGGAGGGAAGGUGGAUGCUAAGAUGGUCCACCACACAAGGGCUGCGGGUCGUGGCUUAGGAUGGAGAGGAAGGAAGCAGAGAAAUGGGGAGAAAAAAUAAAAAAACUCUGGUCUUCGAAGGGCGAAGCCGCCGAGGUUGAUGGGGGGGCGGCGGUGAGAGCUUCCCCCUUCCCCUGGCCCAGCGUCUCUGGCAUAUCUGACGCCCGUUGAGCUAGGCUGAUGUCGGGCAGACGUGGCACGGAUUCUAUCCGGGGUCUUACGACGAAGGGUGCGGCUGAGCGCGUAAACGACGCGAGAAGGGAGGACCCGUUUCUUAGUUUUGUGCAGAUGGGGUGGGGGGCCCCGGACAUUUGAUUGGCACACGGCAGCUGUUCGUACGCUGCUGGGCGGGCGGGGAGGGGGGUGCCCUCCCUCCCGCCGGCAGCUUUGCUAGCCCUCCAGCCGUUUGCUUCCUUUGCCUGGGGACUCUUUCCCUGUAUGUGUGUGUAUGGUGUGUAUGUGUGUGUGUGUAUUUGUCUAAGUAGGGCCUUGCCCGGCGUUGCACAGCCCUCCGGAAGUUAGAAAAUCCUUUUUUUAAAAAAAAAAAAACCAGGGCUGUGAGUCAGGAGCUGAGAGGCCCAGCACCACCUCCAUCUGGGUCUCGGGGCCCAAAGGGGGUCCCCGUUUUUGGAAAAAGUUGCGACUUCUAUUUGUUGAGUUGCCGUGCUCGGAAAACGGCUGUCAGAUAGGGUUGAGUUGGCCCGUCGGCCCGACUCUGGCUAGGGCAGGAUACAAGCAUUGCCCCCCCACCUUCCCUGCCAAUUGUUGGGUGGUCCUUGAAUUCUGACCUCGGUUUUCCCUCCCUCAGUGUCGACGGCAAAAGGGAGCGAGCGACAGAGUUGGGGAACGGUUGAGCUCUGCGACCAGGCUAGAGGUUCCCGCUAGAGGAGAGGUCCCCGACCUGCAAUCUUCUGGACCAGUAGCCUGGCAGAAAGCGGUCCGUGCAAGCGAGCGGAGCCCCGUCCGCACGCGCACGCGUGGGAUGCGGGCAGCACGCAAAACUACACCCACCCUGCGGAAGACCCGCUCUCCGCAGAACGGCUCUGCGCUUCCCAAAACGUUGGAGUCCCGCUACGCUAGAGAGACCCAGCUGCCUGCUCCCCUUUUAUUCCUCGGGGUGCCGGGAGGGCAGCUUUGGCCGUGAGAGAUAACGGCUUUGUAGACACCCCCCCCUUUAUCGUCGUUUCGGCCACCUCUGGGGCCGAGCGUGGUUGCGUCCGUGCAGCGGCGGCGGGAUUGUGCGACGUUCUGUGAUUCCAGCAUGGUUUUUACCCUUCUAGAUAACGUUCCUCCUUCCAGAAUGCUGAGGCAGAUUGAAAAGGCAAAACAAUGUUGCAGCGAGAGAGAAAGAGAGAAAAAAUCUUAAUUUUUGGCUACUGGGGGGGCCUGCAUUUUUGUUCCGAUCAAAUACGGCCUCUCCGUGAAGAUGCUGCGGGAAACAACGGUGGCACGGUCCCGCAAUCCUGGCGGGGGUCUCUUGGAAAUUUGGUUGUUUCGCCCCCAGUGGGAGGAGAGCGUGGAUGUGAUGGAAGAGAUGUGUGAAAGGGGGGCGGUGGUCCUGGGCUCCCCCAGCCCUUUUCCUCCCUGUGGUACGGAUUGACGCCUUCGCGGAGGUGCUUCACCAGCCCUCUUAACCGUGGCCAGCUAAAACCACCAUGGCUGCGCCCCCUCCCCGAAGGAUCCUCGUGGGUUCAGAGGGUCUUCUUUGUGGCUCAAGCAGGAUGCUUAACAAAAGCCGCACGGGGCUCCGCGAGGUCAUCCAGACGCAGGCGGCAAGGCCUUUUCCCAUCCCGAAAGAGCAAGGUUGCCGUUUAUAGAGGCGGCACACACACUGGGUGCCAGCGGCAGGACGGGUCCCUUUGGUCGUUUGGCGAGACGAGGCUGGCAGGGUUGGGGAGGGGAGGGGGGGUCAGAGGUCAGCCGGGCGGGCAGGCAGAAGUCUCCCUGCGUCGCCGCCAGGAUCCGACCAGUUGGCUAAUGGACAUCUUCGUUCUCCUGCUGGAUCCGGCCUCCGGAGCAGCGGGUCAAUUGCUUGCGCUCCGAGCAUGCUGCGGUCGCCAUUUGUUGUCUGUACCCCGCUCGUCUUCCAGCAUUUAGGGGUGUCGACCCCCCUGUGCAUGGCGGUUUCCCCCCCCUCCCACCAGCGACAUCUUUCACCUUUGGAGAAGUGCACAACAGUUGUCGCAUCGACCUCGCUCGUCCGCGCAGGACCUUCUCGGUGCAUCGAGAUUGGGCUCGGCGUUCAGGAUCCCGCUCAAGAAUUGGGGAGGUGGAGAGGGUCUUCCCUCCUUACCCACCCCCCCACCCUCUUCCCCCCCCCACUGGGACCGUUCACGGCUCGAAGAUGAGUUUCUUUUGUGGGGGGGUGUUUUUGGUCGGGGGGGUCCCUGCGAGCUGCAGAUGGAAAGAGAUGGUCAAGUGGACACGAGACGAGACCGCUGUCCACCCCGCCCCACCCUUGGAGGCUUUCCCCCCCCAUCACCUCCCCCUCCCCGUGCUUGCAUCCCCAGCUUCCAAAAGACCCCUCGCCGGACACUUCACCCCCAUUCAACCAGACGGGGCCCGUGGGACCCAAUCCCAGAUGUAUUAUUAUAAUUAUAACAACAAUAACGACGAUAAUUAUGCCUCUUUAUUUUCUGAGCUAUGUUUAUUUGCAAUAAAGGCUUUCUUACAGUUG